GUUUUUCGCGCAUUUGAAGAGGUUUUUCCCGAAAUUAUUCAGCAACAAAAAACAUCUAAAGAAUUUUUUGAAUUUUCAUAUUUUUUAGAACUCAUUAAAUCAUUCUUGACAACAACUCCCACUCGAGAAUCAUUGAAACUAAAACGGCAUCACUGCCUCAACAUUUGGUCAUUUGCUAGACAAUUCAAUUCUCCCGAUAUUCUGAAAUUCGCCAUUGAAAACUGUGCAUAUAUUAAGAAUUAUUAUCCAGUAGUACAGUGCGAACACAUCGAAUAUUUAAUCAGACGAUGUCGAGAAGAAUUCGCCUUAAAGGAUUUAUGA
This is a messenger RNA of Dracunculus medinensis (Guinea worm), 321 nucleotides long. The record is from the annotation of a GenBank genome assembly. NCBI's taxonomy places the organism in Eukaryota, Metazoa, Nematoda, Chromadorea, Rhabditida, Dracunculidae.